Molecule: messenger RNA, 1098 nt
Organism: Arvicanthis niloticus (Nile rat)
Lineage: Eukaryota; Metazoa; Chordata; Mammalia; Rodentia; Muridae
Source: RefSeq, a predicted model, not a curated record
AUGUCGUCAGGGCUUAAGGCUGAGCUGGAGUUCCUAGCAUCCAUCUUUCACAAGGACCACAAGCAGCUGCGCAUCGUGAGCUGGAAGCUGGAUGAGCUGACAUGUGAGUUCCUGGAGCCCUCGAUGCCGACACCACUCACCCUGUACUGCAACAUCGCCGAGUCCUACCCAUCUUCGCCACCGAUAUGGUUCGUGCAGUCUGAGGAUCCAAAACUCGCAUUGAUCGCGGAACGCCUGGAACAUUUAAUGUCUAAGAACAUUUCGCUUAGUCAGCAGCUCAAGUGGCUGAUCCACGAACUCUGCAGCAUACAUAACCUGCCUGAGCACCUGGAUGUGGAGAUGCUAGACCAGCCGGUCCCCAUCGCUCAGAAGACGACCAACGAAGAGGUGCCUUCAGAAGAUGAAGAUGCAGCUGUCGGUCUGGAAGAUUUGGAUCAUUAUGAGCUGACAGAAGAAGAGACUAGUGGUGAGAAAACGUCAGAGGACAAAGAGCUUGAGAAAGAGCAUUUUACAAUAUUAGAGAAUAUCAGGAAGAGCCAAUGGCAAGAACAUUUGAGAGGUACCGUGUCUGGCUCAGUACAUGCUUCAAAUAGACUUAUGAAAGAACUCCGAGAGAUAUACAGAUCACAGAGUUACAAAUCGGGGACUUAUUCCGUGGAACUGAUAAAUGACAGCUUAUAUAACUGGCACGUUAAACUGAGGAAGGUUGACCCUGAUAGUCCCUUGUACAGUGACCUUCAGCUCUUGAAUGAAAAAGAAGGCAUAGACUAUAUUUUGCUUAACUUCUCUUUCAAAGAUAACUUUCCGUUUGAUCCUCCAUUUGUUCGCAUCGAGUGUCCCAUUAUUUCCCAAGGGCAUGUCUUGGAUGGAGGGACAUUGUGUAUGGAACUGCUCACCAAGCAGGGCUGGAGCAGCGCCUACUCCAUAGAAUCGGUCAUCAUGCAGAUCAAUGCCACCUUAGUCAAAGGGGAGGCCAGGGUAUCCUUUGGAGCAGAUAAGAAUGAAUAUGAUCUAGAAACAGCCCUAAAGUCCUAUAACUACUUUGUGCAGGUGCAUGAGGAAAAAGGCUGGUUCACUCCUCCCAAGGAAGAUGGGUAA